GUUAAUAGAUCGGACAGUAGUCCAUAUGUCUGCGAUCUCAACAAAGUUUUGAUAAAUUAGUGAUUUGCUCUCGUAAUGGGUGUACUGGCAAGUGUUAACACGAAAAAAUCUUCUGGAAGUCGAAUCUACCAAUACAUCGCCGCUAUAACUGCAAACUUGGGCAUAAUAUGCAGCGAGAUGCACUACGGCUGGCCUUCACCCUUCGUUCCCACCCUGCAAAGCGGACAAUACCAUUUCCAGAUAAGCAGCGAAGAAGGGUCGUGGCUAGUCGUGGCCCCGUUGGUGGGCGCCAUCUUCGGAGCCUUCGUCACUGCCUUGAUCGUCGAUAGAUUCGGCAGGAAGAGACUGAUCAUCUUUUCUUCGCUACCCUUCGUGACGUCGUGGUUGCUGAUCGGCUUCGCGGAUUCCUCCACGUUGAUGUUUGUAGGGAGGGUGUUGGCAGGAGCUGCGGAUGGCUUGUCGUUUACAGCAGGUUCGAUCAGACCGAAUCAUGACGUCAUAAACAUCUUCGGGGCCUAUCUAGCUCUGGACACCGUCGCCUACAUCGGCACAAUCUUCCCGAUACUGCUUCUGGUCACUUUCAGCUGGAUGCCGGAGAGUCCGUACUAUCUUUUGAUGCACGGGAGGACUGUCGAGGCGAGGAAGAGUCUUCAAACUUUCCGGGGUGUAGAGGAGGUCACAAAGGAGCUGACGAGGAUUUCGGGAGCUAUCCAGGAACAGGCGGACAAUCGGGGGUCCGUUUUCGAUUUGGUCACAGUAAAGAGCAACCGUAAAGGAUUGUUUAUUACCUUAGGUCUCAGAGGAAUCCAACAGCUCAGCGGCACCACAGCUAUAAUAUUCUACUGCAAAACGAUAUUCAAAGAGGCCGAAGGUUUCAUCUCCUCCAGCCUAGCCACGAUAAUAUACUUCUCGGUGCAGCUUUUCCUCUCGGCGCUGACAUCUUUCGUGGUCGACAUCUCCGGCAGAAGGCCGCUGCUGAUCGUCUCGACUACGGGCACGGCUUUGACGCUGCUUCUCAACGGCGUCUUCCUCUACCUGAAGAACUGCACCGAGGUCGACACCAGCAGCUUCGAUUUCGUCCCGCUGAUCGCCCUCCUCUGCUUCGUCAUCGUCUUCAGCGUCGGUCUACAAACGAUUCCUCUCCUGGUGAUGGGAGAGAUCUACCCGACUAGUGUUAAGGCUAUCGCUCUCUGCUUCAUGGACAUUUUCUACAGCGUCAUCGUGAUCCUUAUAUCGAAAUUCUUCCACUGGUCAAAUGAUACUUACGGAAUGCAUGUGCCGUUCUUUACAUUCAGCUGCUGCUGCCUACUCGGGCUGGUUUUCAUCGUUUUUUACGUUCCCGAAACCAAGGGGAAGACUCUGGAAGACAUCCAAGCCGAACUCCGAGGUCAGAAACAAAAAGCUGCUGUCAGAUACGUUGAGGGAGAGAAAUUUUAUUGAAGCAUCUGUAUCGAGUUUGGUUGUGCAUUUGACACACAUCGACCCGACUCAUUGUUGAAAUACUUACCUAUUCAACAAAUCACAGCAAAGCAACAAGCCGUUACUUUCAAUGAAUUAUAG
Leptinotarsa decemlineata (Colorado potato beetle) is the source of this 1560-nucleotide messenger RNA. RefSeq names its product facilitated trehalose transporter Tret1. Gene Ontology annotation, molecular function: transmembrane transporter activity. Gene Ontology annotation, cellular component: membrane. The record is from RefSeq and is a predicted model, not a curated record. Gene Ontology annotation, biological process: transmembrane transport. Lineage: Eukaryota; Metazoa; Arthropoda; Insecta; Coleoptera; Chrysomelidae.